GCAGCGUCGGAGCGGGAACGUGCCCCGCAGAGCCGCGGGGACAGCAGCCCCUUGUGCGGAGGGAAGGGCUGGAGGAGCAAGGUGUCUGGGUAAGGCAGCUGUGGGAGCGAGCUGGGGACCAGCCGCUGGAGGUGGAGGGUUGAAACAACUUCGCUGUCUGCGGCACUGACGGGCUUGCAGAGCUCCGGCGGCUCCCGGCAGAGUGGGGCUGGGGGGGUCCAGAGCCCGCGUUGCCCUGGGACGAGAGGGCAGGGUGGGCAGACAGGCUGGGGAACGGGCACACAGCAGGACGCGUGGGUAGCGGUGAGUGGCAGUGCUGUGGUCUUUCAGCAUCUUGGUGCUUCCAGCUCUGAGAUCUGCUCAGCCUGGGUGAGGCAUCUGGGGCGUUUGGGAGUGCAGGGGGUGGAUUUGCAGUCCUGCCUGUGGUCUGAUCUCCAGGGUCGACUGAAACGAUCCUUUGGAGACGCCCACCAGGGUCAUGCUGCCUUGUACUGUCCUGGGGAGUGGAACAAGUCCAGUCGUGGAGCAGGUUGCCCAGAGAGGUUGCGCGGUCUUCGUCCUUGGAGGUCCUUGAGGGAGUCGAAUGUGUUGGACUUGGUGGCAGUCCCAGGGAAGCGAUGGCCAUGCUGUGUCGUCAGCAAUGAUUCCCCACUGACAGGCUGAGUGGCACUGACUGCAGAUGGAGAUGGUUCAGCUGUUGCCUGUGGAGAGGAUGCCGGCUCUGAGGCCCAGGUAGGAGCCUGGCCAUGGGGGCCGUGCUGGGGCUGGCACCUCCCUGCUGCCCUCCCUAGCCUGCCAGCAGCUGGCUGCUGCCCCAACGGGCCACCAUGGAGCGGCCCACGCGGGUACCCGGGCCCCUCUGCCUCCUGGGCUUCUUUGGGCGGAAGCCGAAGGCUGUCGGAAGGGAGACAUCACCAGAACGGGAGCCAGAGCUGGAGGAGCCUGAGGAGAUGUGUAUCGCACUGCCCCUGGGCGAGGGCGGGGAGCUGGUGGAGUGUCCCCUGUGCCUGCUGCCCCAGCCUCCCGAGGCCUUUCCCACCCUGGCCUCCUGUGACCACCGUUCGUGCCGGGCCUGCCUGGAGCAGUACCUCCGCAUUGCUGUCAGCGAGAGCCGUGUGCAGGUGGCCUGCCCGCACUGCCCUGCUGCGCUCCAGCCCGCUGACAUCCACCGCCUCCUGGCCGAGCCCGCCCUCCGUGACAAGUACGAGGAGUUCCUCCUGCGACGGCUGCUGGUGGCCGACCCCGGCACCCGCUGGUGUCCGGCACCCGACUGCAGCUAUGCUGUCAUCGCCUAUGGCUGUGCCGAGUGUCCCCGCCUCACCUGCGGGCGUGAAGGCUGUGGCACUGAGUUCUGCUACCACUGCCGGCAGCCCUGGCACCCUGACGGCCCUUGUGUACCAGUGCCACCUGCCCCCAGCCUGGCCAGCCCUGCAGCACAGCUAGUCCACCCGGAGGACUUGGCCCACGCUGAGGCUGAGGACAUCAAAGUCUGUCCCCGCUGCAGUGCCUUCAUCAUGAAGAUCAAUGAUGGGAGCUGCAACCGCAUGAACUGCACGGUCUGUGGCUGCCUCUUCUGCUGGCUCUGCCUGCAGGAGAUCUCUGAUGUGCACUUCCUCAGUGGGCCCAUGGGUCUCCCCCCAGCGCAAGGGCGGGCUGUGCUGGUGUCUGCCGGCCCCUGCACAGGAACCAUUGGCCCAGCCCUGCUCUGUCCUCGCAGCCCCUCUGGCUGCACCUUCUGGGGGAAGAGGCCUUGGUCACGGACCCGGAAGAUCCUGUGGCAGCUGGGCAUGGUGCUGGGGGCGCCUAUGGUGAUCUCCCUCGUCGCGGGCAUCGCUGUCCCUGUCAUUACCAUUGGGAUCCCCAUCUACAUGGGUAGGAAGGUGCUGGGCCAGAGCCGGAGGAGCAGCCUGUCGGGGUGCCAGCAGUGCCUCUCUGUCACCAGCAGUGUCCUCCUCUCUCUCUUUGUGUCCCCCAUCAUAACAGCUGUCACCGUGGGAGUCGGCGUGCCCCUGAUGCUCACCUACGUCUACGGGGUGGUGGUGCUGUCGCUGUGUCGGAGCCGCUGGGGGUGCGGGGGUGGCCGCAGUCCGCCCAGGGAUCUCGGCGUGGUGGAGCUGGAGAACCUGACCAAGCUGAAUGAGCUGUGGUCAGUGCUGCCCAGCCCCAGGCCAGGUGAGGACGGAGUCCUGGACACAACCACCUUCCCCAGCAGCCGCCAUAGCCCGCGCCGUGGGGCAGUGUGGAAGGAGCAUGACAGCCAGUCAGCCAGCAUGGUGGCCCUCGCAGGGAGCAUGCUGAGCGAGGGUCAGGACAUGUCCUACAGGGAAGGCAUCAACAUCGAGGUGGAAGUGUCGAUCGAAGCAGUGCCGCAUCCUGCCCGGGAGCAGAGCCUGUGCAGUGCGCUGUCAGGGCAGAGUCUCUCUGGGGACUCCCUUGGAGGCACCAGUGACAGGUGCAGCACCAUGGGCAUCCCUGCAGAGUGAGGGGGACUGAGCAGCACUGAGUGGUGAGACCCUCAAUCCACAGAGCCCCCACCUGGGCUCCCACCUGCCACUGACACAAAGAUCCCAUGCUCUCCUGUGGCAGAGCUGGUGACCCUCUGUGGGGCACCACCAGCCCCAUGAACUGGGUCCUGGCCAUCCCCCAGGCUGGCAGGGCCCUGACUGCACUCAGUGCUGCCUGCAGCCUGCGCCCAGCCCCAUCCACCCCUUCCCGAAGGCAGUCUUCAGCAUUGGCACCACUGGGAAAUAAAACUACUCUCUGAGGGUC
Aquila chrysaetos chrysaetos is the source of this 2769-nucleotide messenger RNA. RefSeq names its product E3 ubiquitin-protein ligase RNF19B-like. Bases 828 to 2483 code for a protein of 551 amino acids. Gene Ontology annotation, molecular function: ubiquitin protein ligase activity; ubiquitin conjugating enzyme binding; zinc ion binding. The record is from RefSeq and is a predicted model, not a curated record. Gene Ontology annotation, biological process: ubiquitin-dependent protein catabolic process; protein polyubiquitination; positive regulation of proteasomal ubiquitin-dependent protein catabolic process. The transcript is spliced from 10 exons. NCBI's taxonomy places the organism in Eukaryota, Metazoa, Chordata, Aves, Accipitriformes, Accipitridae. Gene Ontology annotation, cellular component: cytoplasm; ubiquitin ligase complex.